AAAACUCCGACAUUGUGCGACUCACGUCUCUGUGCUGAAUAAUAUUAUAAUUAUACCGUGCAAAAUGCCUUUUAUAACUGAAAAUAAGAAAGUUGGACUUUUAGGAAUUCCCUUUUCAAAGGGGCAGCCACGUGGUGGGACAGAACAAGGUCCUCAAGCAAUAAGAGAAGCUGGUAUUGUGGAGAAACUAGAACAACUGGGAACCCAAGUCUGCGACCAUGGUGAUCUGACCUUUGAUUAUAUUGAAAAUGAUACACCAGAUGGCAAUGUUAAAAAUCCCAGAACUGUUGGUCAUGCAAAUAAAAAGAUAUCUAAAGCAGUAAGUGAUAUCAUUUACAAUGGUCAGCUAUGUUUAAAUCUUGGAGGUGACCACAGUAUGGCUAUGGGUACAAUUCACGGACAUGCUCAAGUAGAACCAGACUUGGUGGUCGUAUGGGUAGACGCACACGCAGAUAUCAACACCCCUCUUACAUCGCCGUCUGGAAACAUUCAUGGUAUGCCGUUAUCAUUUAUUGUCAAGGAAUUGGAUGGUUACGUGCCCACAGUUAAAGGAUUUGAAUGGGUGAAGCCAUGCCUCUCCGUGAAAGAUUUAGUUUAUAUUGGUUUAAGAGAUGUUGAUCCAGGAGAGAGAUGGAUUAUUGAAAAAUUUGGAAUUAAAGCUUUUUCUAUGCAAGAAGUCGAUAAACUGGGUAUCCGCGAAGUGAUGGAACAGGCUCUCAAAGCUAUCGACCCGAGCGGCACCAGACCAAUUCAUCUGAGUUUUGACGUGGACGCACUAGAUCCUACCAUAACACCGUCUACCGGAACACCAGUUCAUGGAGGUCUAUCGUUUAGAGAAGGGCAGUAUAUUAUGGAAGAAUUAGCAAACACAGGUCGAUUAAACUGUAUUGAUGUAGCAGAAGUCAAUCCGUCGUUAGGCAACAAAGAAGAAAAUACCUUAACAACAGAAACCACAUUGGAAGUUCUGAACAAAUGUUUUGGUCAGAAACGAGGCGGGGGAUUCCCAAGUAAUUACGUCAUGCCGCGAGCUGAGAAAACGAGAACGUCGUGUUCAUCAACCAAAUCACAUUAAAGAUGUUGAGAUUACGAAGGACUUUUUCUUUAAUAACUCUUGUUACGCAGGCGUUAUUAGCUUUUAUUUUAACUCCACCACUACAGCUAAGAUCUAACAACUCCUUUCUAUUUCAUCUUAUGGAAAAUCGUCGCCCUAAGCAUGUGGCCUGCUUUAACCAAUCGAAUUACAUUGAGCUAAUUCUGAACAGCCAAUAAAAAAAUGUUCAGUUUCAAUAUACUUGAUAAACUAGUCUAAUGCUCCUCGGAAUACAUAUUUUGUUUGUGUCACGAAUUCCCAGCGCUUGAGAGGGAAGAAAUAUGAUUGGCUCGCGAUGCUAUCAAUGAGAUGAAAGUGGUUAGAUCCUAACUGGAAUGGUUAAGGAAAAAUAAGCACGGAGCGGAAGGUUUUUAAUUCUUAUUACUCGGUCGAACUUUUAUUCAAUAAGGAAAAUUGAAAAGUGAUACAGUCUCAUAUAUGAAAGACAUAUUAUUUAUUUUUCUAUAGCACAUAAUUUUAGAAUGCACAAGAAUCUCAUUUAUUUCCGGGUCACUAUUUGGUGAAAAAACUUGAUUUGCAUAACUUGGUAACAACAUACUUGAAAUUGAAAAGGACUUUCUAUUUUUUCACGUUAUUCAUUCUUGUCAUUUGUUUCUGGUACUAUGUCCAAAACAUUUAUCGUUGUUAUUUAGCAAUUUGCAUACUAUUUUAUCACAGCCUAAUCGGAAUGAUGCUGGCAAUGUUCGACUGAGGUCGAAGUCUAGUGACACCAUAAUCCAAAAUAAUCGAGGCUUAUUUUUCUUUUUUUUUAAUUGAAUAUUACAAUUAGUGCCAUUCGUAUACAGAUCAAAAAGACUUUUUAAUUCUUAGGCGAGCCUCUCUUACUUCCGACAUAACCGCUCGUUUGUCAUAUUAUAACAUUGUGACGUUACUAUGCUUUUAAUAUUAUGAUGUGUUUCUUGUUUAAAAAUUAUGCAUUUUCGUUAUCAUUUUAAAUACAUAUCGUACGUUUAUGUAAUGUAGGUUUUUGUUUUUGUUGGAUUGGUUUACAAACACUUGUUGUCCCCAAACGAACUGCUCUUGAUAUGUUUUUAACUCCAGAAUCACGUGACCACUUUCAGUGGCGGGGCCAGGUUCACAUUCGACAGGGGGCGAGAUAUCUGAGAUUGCUAGAUUCUCUAACCUAGUUAUGAGAAUUUUGCCCGUAAAACUUGCAACCUCUGACCCCGCCACUGACCACGUGACACUCUGGACAUCGCUCUGGUAAGCAAUGGCUGCCAAUGAAUACCAUGACAUGUUGCGUAACUAUAACUGUAGCCUGUUUGAAUACAAUCUAAGUAAAAAUUUGUUGAUUAAAACGCGCCAGUGUAUAAAUAUGCAAUUUACAUCGUGCCAAUUAAUAAAUGACAUAAACAUUUGUUUCAAACUCUAUUUUCGAUAUUCUCACAUGCUCAGGGUGUUUAUGUUUCAUACUAUUAUUUCACUUUCCUGUGAUACUUCAACUCGUGAAUAUCCAACGCUAUAUUUUUGAUUGAAGGCAUUUCAAUUCUACAUCAGUUCAUCGAUAUUUUAUCUUUGUGAAUAGCACAUGCUAUUUUUUUUCCUGCUUGAUGAAAUAAAUCAAGAUUUUAACUAA
Messenger RNA from Lottia gigantea (owl limpet), 2687 nucleotides. RefSeq lists its product as hypothetical. The record is from RefSeq and is a predicted model, not a curated record. NCBI's taxonomy places the organism in Eukaryota, Metazoa, Mollusca, Gastropoda, Lottiidae. Gene Ontology annotation, cellular component: cytosol; nucleus; cytoplasm. The transcript has 9 exons. Gene Ontology annotation, molecular function: manganese ion binding; arginase activity. Bases 65 to 1072 code for a protein of 335 amino acids.